Pseudocercospora fijiensis CIRAD86 is the source of this 1089-nucleotide messenger RNA. RefSeq lists its product as uncharacterized. The record is from RefSeq and is a predicted model, not a curated record. Lineage: Eukaryota; Fungi; Ascomycota; Dothideomycetes; Mycosphaerellales; Mycosphaerellaceae. The coding region runs from base 124 to 1008 and encodes 294 amino acids. Gene Ontology annotation, molecular function: catalytic activity. The transcript has 2 exons.
GAAUCUUUGUAAGCUCUGCAUAUGUUGACCACCGCUUUCGCAAGGCCAUCAGUAUUUAGAGCCGUGCAAAGAACGCAAGCAGUAAACCACCAGCUCCGACCUUUCAGUAUCACAAAUAGCGCCAUGGCCAUCACAGCUUGGGACAGACUCAUCAGAUAUGUCUCUGCAAAAGACAAUCAGAUCAGAUACGGCGAGCCCAUAGUCAGCGGAGACAAGCCAGACAUCGACGACUUGGCUCAAAAAGGAGGCCUCAAGGUCAAAAUCCUCGAAGGCCCAACUCCAAUCGAAGCAAAGCCAACAGGCCAAGAAGACGAAGUCAAACAACUUCUCGGCCCUCUCACACCAAAAGACGUCCCAAGCGUGCGUUGCAUCGGCCUCAACUACAAAACUCACAUCCUAGAAACCGGCUUCGACCUCCCCAAAAACCCAACCCUCUUCUUCAAAUCCCCCCAAACAGUCACCGACACCCGCUCCCCCAUCCCAAUCCCCAAACUCGGUCAAACCCACCUGGACUACGAAGGCGAACUCACCAUCGUCAUCGGAAAACCCGCGAAAAACAUCUCAGAAUCCGAAGCCCUCGAUUACGUCGCCGGGUACAUAUCAGGAAACGACGUCUCAUGCCGCGACUGGCAGAUGGAAAAAGAUAAAGCGGGGAUGAUGCAGCAAUGGGGGUUUUCGAAAUCUUUUGAUCAUUAUGCGCCACUGGGACCGGCGAUUGUGAGUACCAAGGUACUCGGGGAUGCGAGUGGGUUGAAGUUGAAGACUUUUGUGAAUGGGGAGUUGAGACAGGAUAGUGAUACGGGGGAUUUGUGUUUUGGGGUGAGGAAGUUGGUGAGUUUUUUGAGUACGGGGCAGACGUUGGCUGCGGGGACGAUAAUUAUGACGGGAACGCCCGGGGGUGUGGGGAUCGGGAUGAAGCCUGAGCCGAAGUAUUUGAAGGAUGGAGAUGAGGUUGUGGUUGAGAUUGAGGGGAUUGGGAAGGUUGUUAAUGUGAUGAAGUUUGAGUAAAUAGAUCUGAUACAGUAAUGUUACUGUGGUGAUAGAAUUUGGAGUUGGACAUACUUUGCUAUUAAGACCUACAGAUUCGCG